CUUGCGCUCACACAACUAUAAAUACCCCCAUUCAGUCAAACACAUGCAUACAGACCAUUGUCAGGACACGAGGAGAGUCGGGUGUUGUGAGACGGCGAAAAAAGUCAACUUUGGUGUUUAAGAGACAGGAAUACAAGUCAAACUUCAGCGAGAGCCUGAAACGAACUAAACUAAGGACUAUGAUUGCACAACACGCGAUGGCCCUUUUCUGGGGAGUAUGUUUGUUGACUUUAGGAUGGAUGACAUAUGGCGAGGCCAGCGUCUCUGAGAACCUGGACAAGAGCAUCGACGAGCUUAAAAUGCACUAUAUAAAAAAUGACAGUGAGCUACACAAUGCACAUCCUGUCUUCAUACGGGUCCUAAAAGACAUAAAGGUGAAUCUUGAGGAACCUGAGCAGAAUCUUUUGAUGAGCAUCAUAAUGGAUACGUACAGUAGGAUAUUUACCCGCAUGAAGAAUGAUAGUCAGGAUGAGGCUACAAAAGAAAGACUGGCACAUGUUCAGGAGCAUUUGAAAAAACUGCAAGAAAACUAUUUCCCAGGCAAAAGUGCAGAGCUCAAGGCAUAUGCAGAAACCCUAUGGGCAAUCAAGGAAGAUGACCCAGUCGUCCAGUUCAAAGCAUUGUUCGAGCUGAAGCGCGUCUACAGAGAAGCAACACAGCUGAGAAACCUAAAGAACAAAGAACGCAGGAGACGACAAGCCAAAAUCACAAAAAAGCAGAAGUCUUAAUAGAUCUUGAUCAUCAUUUCAAAGAAUGGUGGAAUAUCAGUGUUAUUUAUUUUAUUUAUGAAGUUCACUGUAUGCUGUACACACAUUGUGCACAGCGGAAAAUUGUUUAAACUGACAUUAUUUAUUUGCUCUUAUUUAUUUGAAAAAGCACUGUAAACCACUUGCUACUAACAUAGCAAAACUUGUAAGGUCUGUGACUGAAUAAAAUCCUUUUUA
Molecule: messenger RNA, 944 nt
Organism: Puntigrus tetrazona (Sumatra barb)
Lineage: Eukaryota; Metazoa; Chordata; Actinopteri; Cypriniformes; Cyprinidae
Gene: ifng1
Product: interferon gamma 1
Exons: 4
Coding region: 180-728 (182 amino acids)
Biological process (GO): immune response
Cellular component (GO): extracellular region
Molecular function (GO): type II interferon receptor binding
Source: RefSeq, a predicted model, not a curated record